AUGCGGGCCAGCGAUAUGGAUCGUGCAAGGAUGUUGUUCGAGGGAAUGCCUGAGAGAAAUGUGGUCACAUGGUGUGCGAUUAUCUCCGGGUGCAUUCAGUGCGGACGCUCGAAGGAGGCGUUGGCUCUCUUCUCACGGAUGCAGACCGACGGGUUUGAGCCAAACGACAUGACCCUCGUCAGUGUACUCGCCACCUGCGCUCAUCUGGGAGCUCUGGAGCAGGGGAAAUGGGUCCAUAUCUACAUGAGGAGUAACGGGAUAAAGAUCAGUGUGUUCCUGGGCACUUCAUCGAUCGACAUGUAUGUCACGUGUGGCCAGGUGGAGUUGGGCUUGAAGGUGUUUGAGGAGAUGCAGGAGGAGAACUUGCUAACCUACACAAUGAUGAUAAAAGGGCUCGCCAUGCAUGGUCGAGGAUUCGAGGUGCUAUGA
Messenger RNA from Musa acuminata AAA Group (dessert banana), 429 nucleotides. RefSeq names its product putative pentatricopeptide repeat-containing protein At5g40405. Gene Ontology annotation, molecular function: protein binding. The coding region runs from base 1 to 429 and encodes 142 amino acids. Lineage: Eukaryota; Viridiplantae; Streptophyta; Magnoliopsida; Zingiberales; Musaceae. The record is from RefSeq and is a predicted model, not a curated record. The transcript has a single exon.